GAGAGAAUCAUGUACAGCAGCGAAGUACGACAUGUGCAUGUAUUUGUUCUUAGUGUCUUCUUCAGGUAUCAUAAAUAGGUUCGAAAGAUCCUAAGAUUUCCUCUAUCAUUCUCCCUCUCAUUACAAUAUCUUGAAUCAAACACUCGAUAAACAAUCAACUCAAAAUACUUUUACAAAUCCACAAACUACGACUUCAAGUCCACCAAACUACAACCAAACACAUCUCCCUGAAUUUUCGAAGCAGUUUCUCAAACUUUUAAAUUCAUCAAAAUGUCUAAAAUCAGAGGGCCCAAGUCUAAUGCAAAUCGCCGCAACCGCGCCACCCGUCGCACUGAUCGACUUGCUCAUGUUCCUCCUCAUUCCCUGAUCGAUUAUGCUGCAAGCCCCGCAGAUCUGACCAUCUACCUAGAAUUCUGUAACUCCAGAUCAGUCGAAGGAGAGAAGAAGCUUUUCGAUGCACUUGUCGAAACCAUUCCUAAGUAUGGUGAUGAAACAAAUAUCAUUCAUCUGAGAAUGAUUUUAAGUGUCUUGCCUAACGACAACGAGAGAGUCAACCGUCGUGAUGUUCUCGCUCGUGUCGUUGAAAUCAUCAACGACUUUCCACACAUCAAGGAGAUGAAUUUCUGCCUUGAUAUUCAUCACUAUGACUUGGAGCAAGUCAGAUGUGCGUCUGCAAUCUACGGGCUCAAGUUCCCUGAUUGGACUUUCGAUAUGAAGGUAGAAGAUCGAGAUGCCCAACGAAUUUUGUACAACUCACGCAUCGAUCGUCAACUUCGUGCAGCAGAAGCAAAGGCACUCCAACGAGAUUCGUAGGGUCAAGGGGAAGGGGGCGUGGGUUACGGAGGGGUUAGAGAUACAGAUCAAUAUUAAAUAUUGAUCAAAGAUGGAGUGUAAUUCGUUCAGGUAUGGGGGAGUAUGAACAUGAUCAAUGCUUGUCCUGAGUUCAGGAUAAAAUGUUGCAUGGGCCGAGAAUCAUACGGAGGCUGGGUUUGUGGUUGCUUUUAUUAAUCUUAUUCCACAUUUUAUGGCGAAGGACCGUUUUUGACUGCACCGAAGGCAUGAAUGUUGGUUGUGAUA
Molecule: messenger RNA, 1077 nt
Organism: Botrytis cinerea B05.10
Lineage: Eukaryota; Fungi; Ascomycota; Leotiomycetes; Helotiales; Sclerotiniaceae
Exons: 1
Coding region: 271-813 (180 amino acids)
Source: RefSeq, a predicted model, not a curated record